GCUCUAUGUUUUCUCUCUCAUACUCCGGUUAGAUCUGCACGUGGCUCUCAAUCUCCCGCGGGAAUCAUGGCAGUGUAGCGGCGCGCAGCGGCAAACAUCGCAACGGCAAAUCCGGCAGUGCAGCGGGCAAGUGCACUGGCUCAGUUUGGCAAAAUGGCGUCUCUCCUAGCAAACCCCCAGCGCUCUGCUGCCAUCGACAGCAUCUCCAUCUCUCCGCGAAUACAUCAGCUCCUCCUCCGCCAUGUCUCUGUGUGUUGGGGACGCUGGAGCCCUGCUGCUGGGGCCCUGGCCUCUGACGGCUGACCCCCGAGGGCCCCUGCUGGACCAGGAUGAGGAGAGCUCCGUGUUGGAGGGCUCGUGGUCUUCCUCUUCCUCUUCUUCUUUAUCCUCUUUCUCUCCUCCUGCUUCUGGAGAUGCUCCGUCUGAGCUGCUGUCGCUCUCCUGGCCGUCGUCGGACGUCCUGCUGACAGAGCAGAGCACAGCAGGCGAUGUGUUUCCUGGUAUGGAUUGGAUGACAGAGAAAUUAGACCUGAAUGACUUGGACCUGGACUCUCUGAUUGGGUCAUGCGACUCUGAGGAUCCGCCCGGUUCCCCAGAGGAUCUGCUGGCCUGUCUGGACUCCAGCAUGGAUCUGGAUCUGGACUCUCUCCCGUUUGGCUCCGCAGACCUGGAUCUCCCUCUGGGCUUGGACCUUCCGCUUCCUGAAGAGAUCAAAUCGGAGCCUCUCUCUCCAGCACAGAGCGUCCCGUCUCCUCCUGAAGAAGCUCCUCAAGAUGAGAACACUGAGGUUUCAGUUCUCCAUCCUGCAGGAAUCAUGCUGAGCCUCUCUCCGUCUCACAUUGUGGUUCUGCUGACUCCAAAAGAAGAGCAGAACAUCAGCGAUUCCUCUGAUAGCGAUAGCGGGAUCUCAGUCUCAGGAUCUCCAGCUCAUCAAUCAGAUCUAGAACCCUCAUCCAGAGCUAAACCAUACUCCAGACCCGAUCCUGAAGCAUCUCCAGCGCUCAAAGGCCGAGUGAAGACCAGCUCCGGAGCUCCGAAAGUGGAGAAGAAACUGAAGAAGAUGGAGCAGAAUAAAACCGCAGCAACACGCUACCGGCAGAAGAAGCGUGUGGAGCAGGAGUCGCUGAACGGCGAGUGCUCUGAGCUGGAGAAGAAGAACCGUGAGCUCUCGGAGAAAGCAGAUUCCCUGAGCCGGGAGAUCCAGUACCUGCGGGACCUUCUGGAGGAGAUGCGGACCGCCAAACACCGCAGGAGCAAACGCUAGAUCCAGAUCCAUCCUUCACAUCGCUGUCGGUCCAGAUCCAUCCUUCACAUCCAGACUGAUCUGUUAUUCUCUGAUCAUUAUAACUCCUCAUCCUGCAUCUCUCGUCUCGUCUGGUCCAGCGAGGGCCCUCAACACCUCCAGUUCUUACACUGAAUCUGAUGCUGUAGUGCUUUGUAAAUAAGCUUCACGUGUGCUAUUUAAACAUGCUCAAUCUGUCAUGGUGUGUGUGUGUGUGUGAGGGGCUUUAUUUUCUAAUAAAGAUGUCAUCAAACUCU
Messenger RNA from Danio aesculapii, 1539 nucleotides. RefSeq names its product activating transcription factor 4a (gene atf4a). Gene Ontology annotation, biological process: regulation of transcription by RNA polymerase II. Bases 242 to 1264 code for a protein of 340 amino acids. NCBI's taxonomy places the organism in Eukaryota, Metazoa, Chordata, Actinopteri, Cypriniformes, Danionidae. The transcript has 3 exons. Gene Ontology annotation, cellular component: ATF1-ATF4 transcription factor complex; nucleus; ATF4-CREB1 transcription factor complex. Gene Ontology annotation, molecular function: DNA-binding transcription activator activity, RNA polymerase II-specific; RNA polymerase II transcription regulatory region sequence-specific DNA binding. The record is from RefSeq and is a predicted model, not a curated record.